Angiostrongylus costaricensis is the source of this 915-nucleotide messenger RNA. Lineage: Eukaryota; Metazoa; Nematoda; Chromadorea; Rhabditida; Metastrongylidae. The record is from the annotation of a GenBank genome assembly.
AUGGAACCGGUCCUACUGAGCGUUCAUGAGAAGUACUUCAUCGUUCAAGGAUUCGCGGCUGGAUGCCGAUGCGACGGUCGUGGUGUUGACGACUUUCGCCCGAUAUGGAUUGAGAGCCCUGCUUUGGACACAACAAAUGGAUCAGCAAGAGUGAAGAUUGAUACAACUGAUAUUCUGGUAGGUGUAAAAUGUGAAGUUUUCGAAUGUGGAGAUACAUCACUGGUGCCAAACCAUUUGCAAUUCACUGUUGAGCCUUCAUGCUUCGCUGCAGUUCGAACGGAAGCGAAAGGUGGUGAGUUUUUCACAAAGGCCAUUGAAGCGUUGCUAGAAGAAGCCUAUCAUGGAAAUGGCGACGUGAUCCCUAACAUGAACAGAUUGAUUUUAUCGAAACAGUUUAUGUGGAAAGUAUACGUUGACGUGGUCAUUCAACAAUACGGGGGAAAUAUUGUUGACGCUAUUUUCAUCGCUGUGAAAUCGGCUCUUCGUGAUACACGAAUUACACAGGUUACAUUGGUAGCCCAGGAUGAGAACAAAUACAGCAUUGAAUGUGAUGAAUCUACCGAAACGAAUUUUUUCCAACUUGAAGUUGACAGUGCUCCGUUAUCGGUUACCGUUAAUCAGAUCGGUAAAUCGAUUGCUGUUGACUGUACAGAGAUAGAGGAGGCAUUGUUACGUACCUCAUUAUGGGUAGUAAUGGACCAACCAGAAAACGAGAGGAUAGCAGAUGAUCAGGUUCGCUUACGUGUCAUUAAACAGAUGGAUUCAGGAGGAAUGGAUCCACGUUCCAUUCCGGCCAUGCUCGAUUUGGCAAUCAGGACUGGACGUAAACUACAUGCCGAAGUAAACGCUCGACUUGAUGCAAUACGUAACGAUGACAGUUGUCAAAUUCAUGGUCAAUCAUUCCACGUAGAGUAA